Molecule: messenger RNA, 1059 nt
Organism: Seminavis robusta
Lineage: Eukaryota; Bacillariophyta; Bacillariophyceae; Naviculales; Naviculaceae
Source: the annotation of a GenBank genome assembly
AUGGCAAAGACGGCUUUCUUCAGUAAGAAGCAAAAGGCAGAGUUUCGCAAGAGAAGAAAAAGGCUGAAAGAAUCCCACCAGGGGACUGAGGGUGAAUCGAAAAAUGAUCCAAAAGAGACAACCAAGGAAGAAGAAACUCCCACGCGUGAUAUUGAUGAGAAGCAAGCUCCAGUCGACAAGCCGCAACUUCCUCCAAAUCUGGUGAUUGUUCCAAAGAAUCUAUCCUCGAAGGAAGCCAAGAAAUUUCGAAAGGACGCCAGAAGAAAUGCCAAAACAGAAGGAAACGAUCCUGAUAAGUUGGAAUUCAUUGUCGAAGGAAAUGUACCCACGUCAACUACCGAUGACAACAAUGCGAAUAAUAUUCCACCCAAACACAAAAAGCGCAAGCGAGAGUUCCCUCGCUUGAAUGAUCUGGUCCGAGAAGAAGAAAAGGCCAAGCAAAAGGCUGCAGCAGACUCCAGCCGGCAAACUGCCGAACAAGCAUUAUCCGAAGAAUACAAAUCUCGCUAUUUGGCGUUGGAUUGCGAAAUGGUGGGAAUUGGGACGGAUGGAAAACGAUCCGUUUUGGCACGGGUGUCCAUUGUAGACUGGGAUGGAAAUACUCUCUUGGAUACGUUUGUCCAAGUCCCCACCCGAGUCACCGAUUUUAGAACUCAUGUCAGUGGUGUCACGGCAAAAGAUAUCAAGAGCAAAUCGGGAGCCAUGAAAGAAAAGGAGUGCCGAGAAAAGGUUGCCAAUCUAUUAAAGGGCAAGGUACUGGUGGGACAUGCGUUAAAGAACGAUUUGCAUGCCUUGCUUUUGACGCAUCCCAAAAGUCAUAUCCGUGACACGGCAAAGUUCCGCCCCUUUCAGCGUUUGGGUGGAUCUAAGUGGAGACCACGCAAGUUGAGAGAUUUGGUGCAAGAAAACCUUGGUCUCGCUAUCCAACAAGAGGGUCAAGCCCACGAUUCCAUACAAGAUGCUUGGGCUACAAUGCAGCUGUUUAGAUUGGUGAGAGAGCAGUGGGAGGAGGACUUGAAAGAGGCUGAGCAAAAAGCUGGCAAGAGGAGGAGGACUUAA